AUGUCUGCAAUUAUAUCAGCUGUAUUUAAAGCCACCAUCGGCUUGAUUGUGGAUAAAGGAAGAGAUGUAGCAGCGGAGAGGAUGAAAGAAGGUGACGUGACUGAUCAGAAAUUUCGCAGCCUGAUCGUGCGUGAUUUGAAAGAGAUCCACAACAAAUUGGAUGCAUUAUCACAAAAAGAUCUUAAGGCAGCUGUAGACUUCUUUGAAACAGGACUCAGAUGUCUUUAUAAGGCAGUCGAUACAAUGGGCAGUGCUAAUGUUAGUUUGGGAGCAGCGAAGAUAUCUGAAAGAAAUGAAGAAGAGGACUUAAAACAAAUAACUUUGCCCUCAGACACUGACCCUGAAAAGACAAUAGUCCUCGCAGAUGGAAUAAGAAGCAUGCAACUGACUGAGUUGGAUGAAACAACGAAAAGCCUGCUUUCUGAUGCACAAGAGAAAUUCAGAUUAGCUGUGGAAAACGCGACACACGCUUGCAACAAUGAAGCCCUCAGCACCUUUGACCGAAUCACAGCCAUUCGAUAUCGUGUUAUGGCGGCAAUGUUAAAGUCAGCAGCUGAGACAGUGAGAACCACUGGCGACUUGACAAGUACUUUGCAGAAAGCAUUACCAGAGUGCGAACAGUGCCUGAAGAAACUCAAUUCGUUACCAACUGUUCAGAACAGCUUUAAAUCCGAGCUUAGUAAAGGUCUCCUGAACAUCAGAAGUCGAUUUGGUAAAGAUGAACGGAUGCAGAUAAUUUCCAUUGUAUGUCAGGUAAAUCGCACCAUCUACGAUGCCAUGCGAACGGUUGGUAAAGACGUACAUGUCUUUGUGUGGCCAUAUGUUGACAUCGGAGAAGAUCAAGUUGACCCUCUGCGCGAUGUAAGAGUGUUACAAGUGUUGGAGAAAUCAGGGAAAGUUGUUAUGGAGCACUACUGCAUUACACCGGGGUGGUCGUUUGAUGUGAGAGGAGGUGUUGAUGAGAUUACCGACUUAGCUACGAACACCAUGGGACAGUUUCUAUGUACCUCAAAAGAUGAAAGGACCGUGCAUGUUUAUGAUAACAAUGGUACGUUUCUGUUUAGUAUUAAUCCCCAAACUGAUGAUGCUAAAACAGAGAUUCAUUUGGUUCAUCUCGUUACUGAAGACGUUAGCGAGAAGAUCUUUUUACUGAUCGCACUGCUCAGUGAAGAACAAUGGGGGUAUGAAGUGCAGGUUUUCAACAGAACCGCUGACCUACAGUACAAGUUUCCUGUGAGAGACGGGAGGAGACUGAUAGUUAGCGGCAGCAAACUAGUAACAUUGGGAUCAAGGGAGGCUCAUGUGUACAAUCAGAAUGGUGAGUUUGAGCGUAGUUUUGAGUUUUUCAAGAGUGGAGGCGACAAGGAGUUAUUUGAAUGCACUGCUACUUACGACGGUCGCAUCUUGAUAAUGCACUAUAAAGGAGACUUCAGCGAUUACCACUGUGUUCAUGUAUUCACAAUGGAGGGACAGGAGAUUGCAAAAUUCAAAUCUGGCGUCGGACUAGGUUUUCGAUUUAUGUUAUUUUCAGCUCGUUCUGCAGGUGAACAUGUUGUCAUCGCUGGUUACAAUUUUAAGGAUGAGAUCAUAACAGUGGAGUUAUACACUGUGGAAGGAAAACUUGUGCGAAGAAUUCUGCUUUAUAAAAGUGGAGUCCAUCGGUCCGGGAUUCGAGGAAUUACAGUGACCAUGGAGGGACACAUUGCUGUG
Molecule: messenger RNA, 1710 nt
Organism: Porites evermanni
Lineage: Eukaryota; Metazoa; Cnidaria; Anthozoa; Scleractinia; Poritidae
Source: the annotation of a GenBank genome assembly